AUGAAGACUCUUUCUUUAGCACUAUUUUCCACCCUCGUCCACAACGGUCUGGCCAUUCCAACAGAAGAAUGUCCCAUCCUAGGCCCCGUAACACCCUCGGGCUUCGAUCUCUCCACCUUUGAAGUCGUUAAAAACGCCACAGACGGAUUUCCAGCCAUCAUUGAAUCGUUUUUCAAGAAUGGCAUCCUCAAUAAAACGCAAACAUCCUUUGCCAUUAAUGUCUUUUCCACGGCUACCAACGAAAGUCUCUACUCGUACUAUCAUGCCGCUGAAGCCCUCAAUGAUACAUUGUCUACAGGCAAGCUCGAUGACGGUACUGCCUUUCGCGUUGGUAGUGUGAGUAAGCUUUUCACUGCUUAUGCAAUUCUUGUCAAGGAGGGCUUUGAUGUCUGGGAUAAGCCGGUUACCGAGAUUCUGCCUGAGUUGGCGGGAAAUAAUAAGAGUGAGCCUCUUGAGAGGAUUAUUUGGGAGGAUGUUACCGUUGGCGCGCUUCUGUCCCAGCAGGGUGGUUCGGGAGGUGUUCCUCUUGAGAUCAGUGCUUUUUGCACAAACGAUACUGCUCCAGGAUGUGGAUUUGAAGACUUCCUUGUCGUAAUGAAGGAGCGAAAACGUCCUGUUGUUCUGCCAUUCGAGACUCCGGCCUAUUCAGAUGGCGGCUACGCCAUGCUGGGUGGUAUACUGCAUCGCCUCACCGGAAUGCCCUACCACGACGCCAUCCAGAGCAUCCUAUCUGAGCCACUGGGUCUCAAUGUCUCUGGCUCAGUGGAGCCUGAGGGUGAUGACCGUAACGUUUUGGCUGUCCCUGGAAACGCAUCAGUAUCUUCGUGGGGUCAAGAUAGACAGGUUCUAGCAGGUACUGGCGGCGUGUACUCCAACAGCGCCGAUCUCCGAAAACUCGGUCUUUCUAUUCUCAACUCUGAACUCCUGUCUCCUGCCGACACCCGCCGCUGGAUGAAACCACUUGGCAACACAGCUUCUCUAACAAACAGCGUCGGCGCCCCUUGGGAAAUCUACCGUCUGACUCUUCCCGUCUCUCCCAACUCCAAUCGUACUCGUGUUUCCGAUCUUUACACCAAGCUCGGUGGUAAUGUUGCUUACGCUGCAGUUAUCGCUCUCUCGCCUGAUCAUGGUAUUGGAUACAGUAUUCUCACUGCUGGUGACGGUGCAAUUCCUGCACGAAUCCCUCUCAGGAACGCUGUUGGUACUGCUUUCGUCACUGCUGCCGAGUGGGCUGGGUGGGAGAAUGCGAAGAGGACUUAUCCUGGUGUUUAUGUUGAUGAUAAACGCGAGGGUACGAAUUUGACUAUCAGUGUCGAAGAAGGUCGACCUGGACUUGGUCUAGAUUCAUUUUUCAUCAAUGGAACCGAGGCGCGCGCCUCUUUGUUCUCACCCUUGUCGGAAGAAUUGUUUGGCGAUGACAUUCUCGUUCGUCUAUAUCCUAUCGGAGCCAAGAAAGUCGAGGGAUCAAAACAAUUCAUUUCUUAUCGCGCUAUUCCUCAGGUCCCACCCAUUGAGCCUCGUGCUGCGGUUGAAGGAGGAGAGGGUCUGUUUGAUGAUGGCUGCAUGGCUUGGGCGAGUGUUGGGUUCUUCGAUGAUAGUGAUGAGUUUACUUUUGAGGUUGAGGAUGGGAAAGUUGCUGGUGUUACUAAUCGGGCUUUGAUUGAUGUUAUGAGAUCGACUUUCAAGCCUGAGUCGGAGGACUAA
Fusarium coffeatum is the source of this 1704-nucleotide messenger RNA. RefSeq lists its product as uncharacterized. The record is from RefSeq and is a predicted model, not a curated record. Bases 1 to 1704 code for a protein of 567 amino acids. NCBI's taxonomy places the organism in Eukaryota, Fungi, Ascomycota, Sordariomycetes, Hypocreales, Nectriaceae. The transcript has 4 exons.